This is a messenger RNA of Megalops cyprinoides (Indo-Pacific tarpon), 2736 nucleotides long. RefSeq names its product homer protein homolog 1. The transcript has 9 exons. NCBI's taxonomy places the organism in Eukaryota, Metazoa, Chordata, Actinopteri, Elopiformes, Megalopidae. Gene Ontology annotation, biological process: G protein-coupled glutamate receptor signaling pathway; regulation of store-operated calcium entry. Gene Ontology annotation, cellular component: postsynaptic density; cytoplasm; dendrite. Bases 1107 to 2174 code for a protein of 355 amino acids. Gene Ontology annotation, molecular function: G protein-coupled glutamate receptor binding. The record is from RefSeq and is a predicted model, not a curated record.
GGGAUGGGGACAGAUAUAUUGAAUGGGAUGGAAAUAGGUGUAAGAAUACAUGAACGUGUGAAAAAAAGCCUCUCGACAAGGAUGGGACAGUAAAAACGAUUUGCAUUUUAACAAAUUUUAAUAUUCUUCUUUGCUUGGUCUAUUUUCCCUCGUAUUGAAGAAGACGGUGCACGUUCAUCUGAUCCCGUAGAACACAAGGGUUUAUGGAGACGUGAGAAUUUACCGGGGGUUUUAGCGAAAAAGAUAAGCCUGAAAACAAAAGACCUUUGGAAGAAUAAAUAUUCAAAUUGGGUUUGUAUUUGUUAAGCACCUUUUUGUUUGCUUGGUUUUGGUUUACCGUUUGUCCAUGUCACAGUGCGGUUUGCUCUGGAGGAAUUUUGAAGGCACUGAUGAGAUGAGAGAACUGCAAUAGGCUACGAAUGAAUGAAGAAUGGCAACAUAGUAGGCUAACUUAUAGCGGGAACGGGAAUGAAGGUUCAGCAUUUUUCUUGCCCGAGGAUAACUGUAUGCGGUGCAGCUGGUUACAUUCUGGGAGAGGUGUCAGAUUUGGAAAGUAAAUACCAGAGGGCGUUAAGAAAGAACGCGGAGUUGUAAUACGCUGUGUUUUAGACCGGGUGGAUACUGAAGGGUCAUUUGGAGAUCGGAGAAGCCAGAGACGCUUACAACCCUCUGUGUAUCCUUCCAACGAACACCAGCGGACUCUGUUGUUUUACGAGGCGAAGCAUACUUCAUGUGCCUUGUGCGCACAAUCGGAAUUAAAAGCGGACUGGUAAUCUUGUAUCCUCUUGCAAAGUAGCUGCUUUGCUCUAGCAUUUGUGACGAAUUCACAGUUGCGAAUGAUAACUGGAAAUGCAUUUUAUUUGACGUUUACGUAAUGCUUGCUGCCGAGCACCGAUACGUUUCUAUGGAUUUGAUUUAAAAUUGACAACGAAGAUCUGGAUUGAAAGUCAUGCCGUUCUAAGAGGAACUGUAUCUCCAAAACCUCAAUAAACCCAGAGUUCCCAUCAAGGAUAUCCACAGCGACGUAGCGGGGGAGAUACAGUAAGAACCAUAGUGGGGUCAUUCAGUUUCGCUGUCAGGACCAUUCGAUCAACAAAUCAAGCAAAAUGGGGGAGCAGCCGAUCUACAGCACCCGCGCCCACGUCUUCCAGAUUGACCCCAACACCAAAAAGAACUGGGUCCCCACCAGCAAGCAUGCCGUCACCGUCUCCUACUUCUACGACAGCACAAGGAAUGUCUACAGAAUCAUCAGUCUCGAUGGCUCUAAGGCAAUAAUAAACAGCACCAUCACGCCCAACAUGACUUUCACCAAGACGUCACAGAAGUUCGGGCAGUGGGCGGACAGCCGGGCCAACACAGUGUACGGGCUAGGCUUUUCCUCAGAGAAUCAUCUGGUGAAGUUUGCAGAGAAGUUUGCUGAGUUCAAGGAGGCGGCUCGGUUAGCCAAGGAGAAGUCACAGGAGAAGAUGGAGCUGACCAGCACUCCAUCUCAGGAGUCAGGAACCGGGGACAUCCAGUCACCUCUCACCCCAGAGAGCAUCAACGGCACAGAUGAUGAGAGGGUCCCAUCAGAGGUCACUGCGAACUCCGAGCCCCGGGCGGAGCCCUCGCAGAACGCCCUGCCCUUCUCUCACAGCUCUGCCAUCAACAAGCACUGGGAGGCAGAGCUGGCCGCGCUGAAAGGCAACAACGCUAAGCUGACAGCAGCGCUCCUGGAGUCCACGGCCAACGUCAAGCAGUGGAAGCAACAGCUGGCAGCCUAUCAGGAAGAGGCUGAGAGGCUACACAAACGGGUGACAGAACUUGAGUGUGUGAGUGGUCAGACCAAUGUGAUCAAAUCACAUAAGACAGAGCUCAACCAAACAAUUGAGGAGCUGGAGUCCACACUGAAAGCAAAGGAAGAGGAACUGGAGCGAUUGAAAGAAGAGGUGGACAACGCAAACCAGCUGCAGGCUCAGAGAGACUCGCUGACUCAGAAACUGCAGGAGACGGAGACAAGGAACAAAGACCUGGAGAGCCAGCUGUCGGAGCUGGAGCAGCGGCUGGAGAGCAGCCAGGUGGAGCAGGAGGCCUUCCGCAACAACCUGAAGACCCUGCUGGAGAUCCUGGACGGGAAGAUCUUCGAGCUGACGGAGCUGCGCGACAGCCUAGCCAAGCUCAUCGAGGGUAGCUAGAGCGGUGCCCCCCCCACCCUACCUCCACCCCGGGAGAAAGAAAAAACAACAACAACGACAUGCCAACGCAGUGCGGAAACAACGCAACACACACAAACUCAAGGUGCCCGCCAGGGAGUCCUGCCUACCUUCAUUUCUCCUCCACCUGAACCCGGAGGACGCUUCUUUCUUUUCAAAACAUAAGAUACGAUCCAGAUUUUUUUUUUCCUGUCCAUUUGUUUCAGGUAUCAUUCCAUUUGAGAGAUAUUCGCUGUAGUCUUUUCUUUUUUUUUCUCUCCUGCCAUUUAUGAAAAGUGGUACGUCGUGCGCGCCAUGCGUCACCUGAAGUCGGUGAGAAUCCUUUUUGAAUUUAUUUAUCAGUGGUACUCUUUUUGGUCAGUUGCGUUUUAUUCUUCUCCUAAUUGUUUCUACAUUGACGGUUGACAUUAUCACGGCAAAGGUAAGGCAGAGAACGAGGAGGACUGUGACUGCACGCGUGGUGUUGGCCUCUCGGACGCCCCCUUUCCUCGCGGUUGUCGACGGUGUCCGAGGCUUCAUCGCCGGUGGUUCUCUGGGGGGCUGU